This is a messenger RNA of Meloidogyne enterolobii, 363 nucleotides long. NCBI's taxonomy places the organism in Eukaryota, Metazoa, Nematoda, Chromadorea, Rhabditida, Meloidogynidae. The record is from the annotation of a GenBank genome assembly.
AUGUCAACACAAGGCGAACGUUUAAUUAUGUAUUUAAUUCUUAGGGCAGAUCUCAUUUCUGAUUUAAAAUGGCCGUUAGGAGCUGUCUUCACCCAAAUAGCUCAUGCAGCCACAGCUUGUAUAUGGACAUUUAAGGACGAUCCAGAGGUUAAAGAAUAUAUGGGAAAUAUGGAAAAUAUGCAUAAAGUGACUUUAAAGGUGAAAGAUGAACCAGAAUUAUUAGAACAAGCAAAGAAAUUGGAAGAUGCCGGUAUUCAACACAAAAUUUGGAAUGAAGAUGGAAUGGCUGUUUGUAUAGCUAUUAAACCUCAACAAAGACAGAAGCUGAAACAAUUUAUUGGAAAUUUGGCUCUUUAUAAAUAA